Trachymyrmex cornetzi is the source of this 1487-nucleotide messenger RNA. RefSeq names its product peptidoglycan-recognition protein LC. Gene Ontology annotation, molecular function: zinc ion binding; N-acetylmuramoyl-L-alanine amidase activity. The record is from RefSeq and is a predicted model, not a curated record. Lineage: Eukaryota; Metazoa; Arthropoda; Insecta; Hymenoptera; Formicidae. Bases 209 to 1477 code for a protein of 422 amino acids. Gene Ontology annotation, biological process: peptidoglycan catabolic process. The transcript is spliced from 3 exons.
CUCUUAUACGAGAAGAGAAAAAAAUCAAAGUAUUAAACAGCACAUUUAUGUUCUAGUACAGAAGUAAAAGGAUCAUAACGACUUGACGAAUUUAUCUAAAGACCCUAUAGUUAUUUCUCCGUAAACGCAUUCUGCUGCAUGUGACGUUUAGCAUUUUAAAACAUAUUCGAUGUAAAAAAAAGAUGAAUUUUCCGCGUAGCGCAUUGGUAUGGUGACAUUGGUACAACAGCAGCAGCCAACGCUCGACGGUCAUCAGUGUCAAAAAGAUCAGGACCAUGUGAACGGUGGUGCUGUUGUGUCUGCCGAGAAUCAUGCGAUCGACAAGUUUCGCGGCGAAGCUGCGCACUCGGCGAGAGAAACCGCGGUCGUCGCUCCGGGCAAUGGUAGCGUUGGAGAUUCCUCUACGCAGUGCAGUGACGUAGACGACGAUGAGGAAGAGGAGACGGACGUCGAAGAAGGCGGCAGCUGGAUCACGAAUCUGCCGGUAUCCUCGACUAUCGUCCAGCAACAUCAAGCGGUUGCGACUACAAACGGCGAUGUUGUCCUACCAAACGCCGAUCCGUCGAAUUUUGGUGACGUUUGUGUGAAAAACUCAACGAAUGUGCAUCUAGGUAACAAGACCUUCUACAAGGGUCCGGUUACCAUAAAGCAGUUCGUUUACACGAAUCCCAUUCCCAUCCAGGAUGCGGGUAAACUCGACGACGCCAACUGCGCCUCCGACGUUAGCACCUCGGAUUUGUCGACGAAUAAGGACAAUAGAGCGGCCAACGGACCCAUUUUUCCGCAAAAUACUGAAUUAGCUAAGGUGACGCAGUGGCUUUGGACGUGGAGAUGUGCGGCUUUAUCAUGCGUUCUAGCUUUAAUACUUCUAACUACUAUAGUGGUCACAUCUGUAUAUUUCAUUCAUCACCCGGACGCACCGGCCUUCCCGGAAAUUCCAAAUUCAUCAGUCGAGGGUGUACCAGUAACUUCGGUACGCUUUGUCGAGAGAAACGAAUGGGGUGCGCAGCCGCCCUCGGAUCCUCUUAGAAAAAUGAAGCUGCCAGUACCAUAUGUAAUUAUUAGUCACACCGCAACAGAGUUCUGUUCCACACAAUCAGAGUGUACAUUUCACGUGAGAUUUGCUCAGACUUUUCAUAUAGAAUCUAGAAAGUGGUCGGAUAUCGCCUACAAUUUUCUUGUUGGAGGCGACGGUCUCGCAUACGUUGGUAGAAGCUGGGACUAUGUUGGUGCUCAUGCCUUCAAUUUCAACAACAAGAGUAUCGGUAUUUCCUUUAUUGGUACAUUCAAUUCGAUCAUACCACCGAAAACGCAAUUACACGCUGCGCAAAAAAUCAUAGAGAUCGGCGUCAAGGCCGGGAAAAUUUCACCAGACUAUAAACUGUUAGGUCACCGACAAGUGUCGAAAACUUUGAGUCCAGGAGAUGCUUUAUAUAAUGAAAUUAAAAAGUGGCCUCAUUGGUCACCUCAGCCUUAACUUGAUUGUU